This is a messenger RNA of Leptonychotes weddellii (Weddell seal), 2732 nucleotides long. Lineage: Eukaryota; Metazoa; Chordata; Mammalia; Carnivora; Phocidae. The record is from RefSeq and is a predicted model, not a curated record.
GAACAUAACCUUUCUUGCUUGGAACAAAGGAAGAACAUCAGCAUUAAUUGACACCUAUCUGGUGUCAGGUCCUGUGUUUGUUCUGUACUUUAUUUUUAUUGUCAGACUUCAGUGUGAGACAUACAUUUUAUAAAUAUGGGUGUAAGAACAUUAAUAUACUGAGGACAUGUAGCUAUCAAAUGAUGUGGCCAGAGUCUGCACAUGUGGCUGCUUACUUUAAAUUCCACAUCAUUUUUACUGAACCACCCUCCCUCUAUGAACUUGGCCCACUCCCCAAAGCACUCAGCUAUUCUAUUGAAACUCCACACAGCAUCUUUGCCUGGUUCUCUCUCAAAGUCACCCUUUUCCUGCCAAGACAUUUCACUCAUAUUAAAAGUUAUUCAGUUAUCACAUGCUCUGGCCAGUGUUCAGUAGUCUCAGGAAAACAAACAGAAUUAUAAAUUAUGGUGCUUUUCUUCAUGAGCAGAUUCCAUGUAUGAAAAAAAUAAAAUACACAUAUUAACAAUAACCAUUUAUUAAACAUUAAAAAAAUUUGUUAAAUGCCAGCACAGUAGUUACCAAAUCAGUCCCAGAAAUGCUUCUUAACCAAGAUAUUCAUCAGAGUUAUCUGUGGUGUUUUUUAAGAAUUAAGAGUCGUAGGCACUUCCCCCAACCCCAAACCUACUAAAAGAAUUUCACUUUUUUUUAAUCCCAUUGGCCUUUGUACACCCAACGAUUUGUUGGAUUUAUUGUGAGAUAUUUCUCUACAUACUCGAUGUGAGCAUCAUUAAGGAACUGGUAACAUUCAAGGAUGUCUCUGGGGGCUUCACUGAGGAGGAGCGGGGCUGCCGGGACCCCGCUCAGAGGAAGCUACACCGAGCUGUGAUGCUGGAGAACAACAGCCAGUUGGUCUCCGUAGGAGACUUGAAAGAAAAUUCUAUGGAGAAUCUUCAAGAGAAAGGACUUAGCGAUCUAUUACAUAGGGGCUUUUCUGCUGGCUAAUUUUAAAGAUAUGGCCAGUACAAUAACAGAGUCAGGAUUAUAUUGUGAAUCUUCCAGGAGACGUGUACAAGAAUCCUGAACUAGAUUUUUGCCCUUAUCAGAAGUAGGGAGAAGCAUCUUCUAUAUUUCCAGAAACGAGCAGUGUGGUAACUCUUCCAAGUGAUAAUUACAAAAACAUGGCAAAUGAAGAAUAUUUAUCUUUGAAAGUCCCAAGCCAAAUGGCCACACAGGACUCCUCAGUGACGUUCUGUAAAAAUGAGCCCCAGGAGCCUCAGAAAAGCAAAAGUCUAUCUGUAACUGAAGAAAGCACUGAGAGAAAAGUCUUACGGGGAGAAAGUCCUCCCAUGGACCAUUGUUCAGAGAACCUUCAAGUUAAACUUACAUCUAACGUAACAGAACUGGUCUCACCAUUGGUCAGUGGUGAGGCAAAAUGCCAAAAUGGCCAAUUGAAAGAGUCUUUGGAUCUCUUUGACUGUACCUGCAAAGACAUUUGUGGUUGGAAAUCACGAGUGGUCAGUCGUAGUCAUCAGAGAGCUCAUACAGAGGAGAAACCCUGUAACCAUUACAACCUUGGGAAGAGACGUAACAACAGCUCAGACAGUCAUUCAUGUGAGAAAAUCCACACUGCAGAGAAAUUAGACAGAUGCAGUCAGUGUGGUAAGGACUUCAGUGAGCACUCAGAACUACUACUUCAUCAAAGACACCACACAGAAGAAAAGCCCUACAAAUGUGAGCAGUGUGGGAAAGGUUUCACAAGGAGCUCCAGUCUCCUCAUCCAUCGAGCAGUCCACACGGAUGAGAAACCCUAUAAGUGUGACAAGUGUGGGAAAGGCUUCACUCGGAGUUCAAGUCUGCUCAUUCAUCACGCAGUCCAUACAGGCGAGAAGCCUUAUAAAUGUGACAGGUGUGGAAAGGGCUUUAGUCAGAGCUCCAAACUGCAUAUCCACCAGCGAGUGCACACUGGCGAGAAGCCCUAUGAGUGUGGGGAGUGCGGUAUGAGUUUCAGUCAGCGCUCCAACCUGCACAUCCACCAGCGAGUCCACACUGGGGAGAGGCCCUACAAGUGUGGGGAGUGUGGGAAGGGCUUCAGUCAGAGUUCGAACCUUCACAUUCACCGCUGCAUACACACAGGCGAGAAGCCUUUCCAGUGCUAUGAGUGUGGGAAGGGCUUCAGCCAAAGCUCUGAUCUCCGCAUCCAUCUCAGAGUCCACACUGGAGAGAAGCCCUAUCACUGCGGCAAGUGUGGGAAGGGAUUUAGCCAGAGCUCAAAACUCCUCAUCCAUCAGAGAGUGCAUACUGGAGAGAAGCCCUAUGAGUGCAGCAAGUGUGGGAAGGGCUUCAGCCAGAGCUCCAACCUCCACAUCCACCAGCGGGUUCAUAGGAAAGAUCCCAUUAAAUAAGGUCUUCAGUCAUAUGCUCAUACUGUAAAGACUUAAAUAUUUUUAACAUCAUUCUUUUAUAUUCUCAGGAGAGAGAUAGUAAAAGUUACUCAUUUAUGUUCCCUCACUGAAAACCAUUCAUUCAUUUAAAGUAUUUAAGUACCAAGCUCUUUGUUAUGCUAUACAAUAAAUUGACUUCUGGUUCCUCAUAUGGGUACAGUGAAAUGUCUGUACUUUGUAGUUCAGCCAGUGUUAUUAGAACUACAUGUCCUACCCAGCUUUUUUAAGUGCAAGAACUUUAUAUUUGUGUAAGCAGAACAUGUUUCCCUUUGUUCAUGUUCUCUGAGAAAUUGAAACUGGUUUCUCUUCAAA